Molecule: messenger RNA, 942 nt
Organism: Glarea lozoyensis ATCC 20868
Lineage: Eukaryota; Fungi; Ascomycota; Leotiomycetes; Helotiales; Helotiaceae
Product: NAD(P)-linked oxidoreductase
Exons: 2
Coding region: 1-942 (313 amino acids)
Biological process (GO): glutathione biosynthetic process
Cellular component (GO): glutamate-cysteine ligase complex
Molecular function (GO): glutamate-cysteine ligase catalytic subunit binding; enzyme regulator activity
Source: RefSeq, a predicted model, not a curated record
AUGACGCGACUAAUCCUUUCAACCUCAAAUAUUAUGACCGGCGGCCCUUCAAUCAUACGUAAACCUGGCGCAGACAGGUCCAACCUGGAGCUUACGAAUUCGCUACGAAGUAAUUUCCUUGCAGCUCAACAAGACUACUCUCCAGCUGGCGGAUCCAAAGCCAAUAGUCCGACUAACUACGACGAAGAAGAAUCUGUGAGCCGACCUUCCCCCUCUGUCUGGACUACUCGCGAAAACUCGAACUUCUACAUCCCGACGAUAGACUGGUCGCUUUCUGGACUGUCAGAAGAACCGAGCCAAUAUGACAUUACUGUUAAGCUAUUUUAUCUGCCCGGUGUGGACGUGGCAGACAGAGCCCAGCAUACUAAAGAUGCAAUAGCGUUGGUGUUGAAAGAAUUACGAGUACCUUCCAUCGAUUUGUUGAUUGUAUCCUUCCCCGGCAUGUCCUUUGAAGGCGAUUGCGAGUGGGAUGCGGACAAGAAGAACGCGUCGCAGGGAGACGAUAAGCAAGAAAUAAAGUCUUGGUCAAUUGUCGAAGACCUCUAUGAUCAAGGACUCGUCAAGAAGUUAGGUUUGGCUGAAUUUGGCAGUGAGAAGUUGUCGAGGUUUUUGGACAAAGUCAGGAUUCCGCCAAAGGUAGAUCAAGUCAACAUAAAAGACUGCUGUAACGUCCCCCCGCCGCUCCUUCAACUUGCGAAACGUCAGCAAAUCGAGCUCCUUGUCCACAACGAUUGCACGAAUAUCCUUCCAAGUGGGACUUUGCGAGAGCUCCUGGGCCAAGGAGUCAGAGGUGCUGGAGUCUUGUCCGAGUCCAAACGCGGAAUAGAUGGCAUGAAAGGAGAGCUUACACCCGAGUGGGUUGUCAAGUAUACUGCGGUUGUACGCGAUCGAGGGGUCAUAGAGAAUAAAGGUUACUUUGCUGUCGCGGAUCUGAAGGAGUGA